Molecule: messenger RNA, 909 nt
Organism: Clupea harengus (Atlantic herring)
Lineage: Eukaryota; Metazoa; Chordata; Actinopteri; Clupeiformes; Clupeidae
Biological process (GO): negative regulation of receptor recycling; positive regulation of T cell receptor signaling pathway
Cellular component (GO): T cell receptor complex
Source: RefSeq, a predicted model, not a curated record
UGUGAGGCUGAACCCACACGCCAGGCAGGUCUCUCCUCACGAAGGCAAGCACAGAAGCAGGGUAGCGACCACAUUUCCUGUUUGUAACUGAAAAAGACAUGUACACAGGGUAAAAAUAGCAGACAGGUUAACACAAACAGCCCAGCUAGGAAACUGCAGUGAUACAACCAUGUCCUGAUCGAGGACGCAUAAUGGAUCCACAUGUCCACUGCCACUAGCAUCUAAAAUGUCGGAUUGUAAAGUGGCCUAUAUAGGUCUGUUUCUGACCGGGCUGGCGUUGAUUAUUUCUGUCAGUUUCAAUAUUCUGUUGUAUUCAAUGAGACGCAGAGACCAAAAAGUAAGAGAUGCUGAGGAGUACCUGUACAACUAUUCUGAGCGGAGCGAGGAGAGGUUUGAGGAGGAAGUGCAACAGCAGGACAAUCCAAUCUAUGGAAAUAUAUGCACAAACGGAGGGGAACCCGAGGCGGAAAACGAUGUGUGCUAUGAGCAAAUGGCAGGUCCUAAACGAAAACAAAAGCAGGCAGAUGUCUCCUACGCCUCCCUUGACCUGAGCAUUGCCAAAAAGCACAAAAAGAAGCGCAAGUUCCAGACGAACCAGAACCAGGCCCACCAGAACCAGACCCACCAGGCCCACAUGACGCCACAGGGCUCUCUGGAAGUGGCGGACCCCGAGGAGGAGGCCACCCUGCCCUCCAGGAGCAGCAGCCUCAUGGUGUCCCGUCACAGCAUCUACCUCAACAGCCAGCAGAUUGCACAGGAGGCCCAGGAGCUGGAGAGGGAGAAGCAGCAGGAGCUGGGGAAUGCAGAGGGCAAGACGGAGGACUGGUGAGAGCCAGAGAGAGAGAAACUAAUCCCACUCUUUACAUUGUACUUAAUUAAGUAAAGAAUAAAUAAUUGUGUGCUUGUGAA